GUUCUGUACAACUCCUGGAUGAUGAGGCUCACUCACUCCAUCGCAUGCAGGGGUGGAGACAAGUUGUGAGAUGUUGGAUCCUGGGAGGAGCCUCACCUACGGGGACUAAUCGCUUCCCCGGUAAGAUUCUGUCCCAACUUUACUCUAUCCGAUGACUCCAGAGCAGGCCCGGGAACUCAAAUUGAGGUUAGGAAUUGUGAAGAUCUUUCCUCAACACACUACCGAUCGUGACAAUGUUCAGCAAUCACGCACUCAUGUUUCUUAGGCCGAAUCACCCGAGCCUAACCAUCUCUGAAUUUCUGAUGAGUUCAAGGACAGACCAUAGGAAAGAGACGACGGUGAAAGCACCAACAGGGGGCUUGUCAGGGACUAGUCUCCAGCUGGGCCACUUCCUGUGGUCCUCAGCUACCACUCACAAUCAUUAGUAGGGGCGAGGGACAGUUUGGAGUGAAAUGGGAGCUUUAACAUUUCUUCCACCGUGCGAGCUCUUCCAGUGCACGGAAUCUUAUAUAAAGAAGCCUAUUUCUCUCGACUCUCUCUUUCUCAUCAUAAGUCUCAUCUUCCACACCUUCGAAGCACCCGCUAAUAAGUUGGCGAAUUUCUACAAAUGACAGUUCCAAACAUUGUUAAGCUACUUGCUCCGUUGGGUGCCCUUUAUGGGCUUAGCCCUGCUGCACUCCCGGCUGCUAAUUGCGUGAGUUUCCUUUUCUAAUAGUUUUUGCUGCCGGGUGUGAUGCUGGUGGUGAUGGUGAUGAUGAUUUGCAGUGCUAUCUCUUGGAAGCUGCUCUCCCGGUCAAUAUCCUGAGCAUUGGAACUUCCAAUUAUACCACAGUAAAUAAUGAUUAUUAGUGUAUGUUUGUUGCAUUCCCGGGUUAGAUCUUCACUAUCUGACUCGAUGAAAAUAGUAACUUCCACCGUCCUUUCCCCAAGCUGCAUCUUCUCCCCAACUAGUUCGCAGGAGGGCUCCCAGGCCAUGAAGCUUUUUACCGACUACUAAUGCAAGUUUGCCGUCCGUGGAGGGGGUCAUUCUGCCCUUCCCGGUGCCCCAAACACCAACGACGGCAUUCUCAUCGUCACCGAAGGGCUCAACGAGCAUACACUCAACAACGAAAACUCUCUCUUGCUCGGUGAUGGACUCACUUGAGGCGUGGUCUACGGCUACCUCGGACCUUACCAUGAAGCUGUUGUCGCCAACCGUUACUACCCCGUCGGAACCAGGUUGCUCUUGGGUGCUGGCCUCUCCUUCGGAAAUGAGUUACGACUAGCCAUCGACAACGUCAAGACUUAUGAAAUUGUCCUGUACAAUGGUACCAUUAUCUAGGCUAAUUCAACCUCUGACCCCAAUCUUCACCCUGCGCUUAAGGGUGGUGGCGAUAACUUUGGUUUCAUCACCAGAUACGAGCUCAUUACCCUUGACACCCCCGACUGGAUUUGGGGUGGUAUGGUUUAUUGUAACUGCUCCCAGUUGUCUCAGCUCGAGGGCGUCCUCUAUGACUACCACGUAGAUAUUGCAGUCAACGAUGUAAAGACCCACGUUCUCCCUCAAAUUUGGUUUCAAUGGGACCACCAAUGAGACUAUCAACUUCUUCCCCAUCUUUUACAACAGCGCGCUAAAUUCCAUCCCCCCCGCUCUCCAACCCCGGGUCAACGCUCAGCCGUACAAAAACACUAUGCGCCCGAUCCAGGGUGUUGACCUCGCAACUGAGUUUGACGCCGGAUCCGCCUCCGGAUUUGUUCAGGUGCAGAGGACAUUCAAGGUCUACGUGGAUAAACUAUUCUUCCACGACUUGUGGUAUCAAUUCCAGGUCUGGCUUCAGGGAUACAAACAGAUUCCCGGCUUCUACGGGCUAUACUCUAACAUGUCUGUCACACCUAAUGCUGUUCAGCAGGGUGUUCUCAAGGGCAGAAACAUCCUCGGCAUGGAAGGUGCUGGCAACCGGACUUUGCCAUGCCCCCUCCCUUCUGCUUGCCCUGUGGAAUUAAUACUAAUGUUUGAUAGCCCUGUACUUUGGCUUAACCUUCAACAAUCCCUCCGACACAGAUACAAUCUUCUCAGCCUUCACUAUAUUCGUCGAGUCGAUGAUGAGUCUCGCUGAGCAGCGGAAUGUUCGCCACCCAUACAUCUAUGUCUCUCCCCCAUUACUUUUCUCACAAUGCUAAAACCCCUCCCCUCUUAGUAUGUGGUCCUACGCCGGCCAUGACGCAAAGGUCAUCGAAGCCUACGGCGAAGGAAACAUCAACUUCCUCUGCCGCGUCAAAGAGGAUUAUAAUCCGUUGGAACUUUUACCAACCUUAUCUCAGGAGGCUUCAAGCUUCCCGCCCCCGGAUAUUAGAGUUAGACCUCCUUUCCCCACGGUCCAGGAUAGACUUAAGAUGAGUCUUUCUUAUUGGGGCGGAUUUUUCUGUUUUUCGGAACUGUUAUUCUUCUUCUUUGCCUCCAAUCUUGGAGGAUUUACCUCGGGGUUUCAUUGGUUCUUUAUUUGA
Tuber aestivum (summer truffle) is the source of this 2484-nucleotide messenger RNA. Lineage: Eukaryota; Fungi; Ascomycota; Pezizomycetes; Pezizales; Tuberaceae. The record is from the annotation of a GenBank genome assembly.